UUAAGAUAUUUGCCUUUUACAGGGCAUCUGGGAAGUCGUGUAAACAUUUUCAACGCAUGACCGCUGAAUAUUUUUGUUUUUUUUUUUUGGAGUGCGACGUGGCAAUCGAUGCCGCGUGGAUCGCCGAAUCACCGGAUCGAUGGAUCGUUCAUCAGCAUGCGUCGCAGGCGGCGUUGGCUUGUUGGUUGCUGAUCAAUCAACGCCUUUAAAAGUGACUGCGACUACGACGGCGACUGCGACUGCGACUGCAGUUUCUUAUUACGAAUACUGCAGGGCAAAAAAUGCACGCACCACCGCAGCCGCCGACGACGACGACGACGACGACUACGACGUCCAGUUCCAAGUCGACGUCGAAGACGCGCCGUGUAGGCGAGCCCAAAAAUCAGCUACCAGCCUGAGCUGGCAGCGGCAGCGGCAGCGAAUGGGGCACUUGGACUGCGGCUUCAAGCUGCCAGGCAACACAUCCAACACAUAAUAAUCAGCGGGUGGACAGCAACAGGAUUGGCAUGCGCUUGAAAUUAAUUACCCCUCACCCUCAGGCAUUUGGCUGUUGUUGCUAAUUAAGUUGUUUGCAUUUUGAGUUAUUGAACUGCGACGUUCAUGACGGACCGAGUUCUGAUUUUGGGCAGCAUUACGUGUAGCAAUGCGGCCCAGAACGGAAAUGCAUGCGUUGAGCUUUGGGAUUUAAUAAUCGAAGGAAUAAUCUAAAUUUAAGACAGCUCCUCCAGCUUCAGGAAAUACUAUCUAACGAAACUGUUCGCUGGAUUGGCACAUUCCAAGUGCCAGUGCUUGGCUCUUCCUUUUCUUGGCUCUUCCUAUUCUUGACAAGUUUGCACUGCAACAAUUCAUUUAAUUAAACUAAAAUAAUAUUUUAAAGAUAUUUAAAGGCUUU
This is a messenger RNA of Drosophila virilis, 892 nucleotides long. The record is from RefSeq and is a predicted model, not a curated record. Lineage: Eukaryota; Metazoa; Arthropoda; Insecta; Diptera; Drosophilidae.